UGGAGUACCCGGAUGAGGGCACCCUGUCGGGUCUUUGGGAAGCAGCGGCGGUUCCCGAGGUGGUGGACGCUGGGGAGAGCUGGUCGCGGAGGUGCACCGACGCCGCCUCCUCCUCCUCCUCCUCCUCCUCCUCCUCCUCCUCCGGAGCUGACCCGCCGACCUCAUCCCUAGUCCGCGCCCCUCGCCCGUUCCCAGACCCCGUCCACUCCAUCUUCCUUGCUCCAGGAGCCUUCGGGGUUGUUCCCCCUUCUGGAACCGGAAGGUACUGCAGAGGCCUAGAGAGAGGGGAGGAAGGUGACAUCAAUUUGUGCACCUCGCAGACUAGAACCGAGAUACUGCUUGUCACCUUCACUGUGCUCAGGCCCGGUAGCACCCACGGGAUUGCCCGUCCUACGGCAGCUCGGUGCAAAGGUGUGAACUCAACUUCCUUCAGAGCCUCCCCACCAUGACAGUACCAGUCACAGGAGUCGUGAAGAAGGACCUGGUGCCUCUUCCAGAGCCUUGGGCAUGUGUGGGCUUGUGGGAUCUACACUCACUGCAGGAGGCUCAGCAUGCCCCUGGGCAUGCCCCAGGCCCAUUCUAGAACUGAUCUGGAGGAAAACAGGCCUGGGCAGACCUGGGUUCAAAUUUCAGCCUACCACCAACCAGCCAUGUGACGUUCUACCAAAGACUUGACCUCUCUGAGCCUCUUUCCUCAUCUGCAGUUUAAAAGGUGAGAUGUUGAUCAGACCAAGAUCCUAGGGGCCUCCCAUAGUUGCCUGGUCGACUUUUCUUUCUUUUUCCAUCCCCUCAGGCCACUGGGAACCAAGGAUGGCACCGGACCCCAAGCCCUCCUCUAGCUCUGGUUCGGAAAUGGUUGCAAAUCCCAGGCAGGAUAGACUGUCAGGGAUGGCAAGGGAGCACGUUCUUGGAGGGUGGUGGUGCUGGAGACUGGGCUUGGAAUUGAGACCCACUCUCGACUUCAUUGCGUAUUCCAGUCCCUGGCAGGCUCUGAGAGCCACAAGCCCGUGCCCUUCCUAGGACAGGACCUCUGCCACUCUCAGCCUCCCUUCAGCCCCUGGGGAGAGCAGCAUGAUAAGGCCAAAAUGGAACCAGCUUUGGAGCCAGGUGGACCCGGUCACUUGCUGGCUGUGUGACCUUGGGCAAAGUCAUACCUCCAAGAAGCUAGUGAACUCGGUGGCAGGCUGUGCUGAUGACGCCCUCGCUGGCCUGGUGGCCUGCAACCCCAACCUGCAGCUCCUGCAAGGCCACCGUGUGGCCCUCCGCUCUGACCUGGAUAGUCUCAAGGGCCAGGUGGCACUACUGUCGGGUGGGGGCUCUGGCCAUGAGCCCGCCCAUGCCGGUUUCAUAGGGAAGGGGAUGCUGACAGGGGUCAUUGCGGGAGCCGUGUUCACCUCCCCUGCAGUGGGCAGCAUCCUGGCGGCCAUCAGGGCGGUGGCCCAGGCGGGCACAGUGGGGACCCUCCUCAUCGUGAAGAACUACACUGGGGAUCGGCUCAACUUUGGCCUGGCCCGGGAGCAGGCCCGGGCGGAGGGCAUCCCUGUGGAGAUGGUGGUCAUCGGGGAUGACAGCGCCUUCACCGUCCUGAAGAAGGCAGGCAGGCGUGGGCUUUGUGGCACAGUGCUCAUACACAAGGUGGCGGGUGCCCUGGCUGAGGCAGGUGCGGGGCUGGAGGAGAUCACAGAUCGGGUGAGCGAGGUCGCCAAGGCCGUGGGAACCCUGGGAGUGAGCUUGUCCUCCUGCAGUGUGCCGGGUUCCAAACCCACCUUUGAGCUCUCAGCCGAUGAGGUGGAGCUGGGCCUGGGGAUCCACGGGGAGGCUGGCGUGCACCGGAUAAAGAUGGCAACCGCCGACGAGAUUGUGGCGCUCAUGCUGGACCACAUGACGAGCUCCUCCAACGUGUCCCACGUGCCUGUGCGGUCCGGCUCCUCAGUGGUGCUGAUGGUCAACAACCUGGGUGGCCUGUCAUUCCUGGAACUGGGCAUCGUAGCCGACGCCGCCGUCCGCUCUCUGGAGGGCCGAGGAGUGAAGAUUGCUCGUGCCCUGGUGGGCACCUUCAUGUCAGCCCUGGAUAUGCCUGGCAUUUCUCUCACUCUUCUGCUGGUGGAUGAGCCCCUCCUGAAACUGAUAGAUGCUGAGACCACCGCCUCGGCCUGGCCUAACGUGGCCAAGGUCUCGGUGACUGGGCGGAAGCGGUCCCGGGCUGCCCCCGCCAAGCCCCUGGAGGCCUCUGAUUCCACUGCUGCAGGAGGCGCAGCCUCGAAGCAGAUGGUGCUUGUGUUGGAGCGGGUGUGCGCCACCCUUCUGGGCCUGGAAGAACGUCUGAACGCCCUGGACCGCGCUGCCGGCGACGGGGACUGUGGGACCACCCACAGCUGCGCUGCCAGAGCGAUUCAGGGGUGGCUGAAGGAGGGCCCACCCCCUGCCAGCCCUGCCCAGCUACUCUCCAAAUUGGCCCUCCUGCUACUGGAGAAGAUGGGAGGCUCAUCUGGGGCGCUCUAUGGCCUUUUCCUGACUGCAGCGGCCCAGCCGCUCAAGGCCAAGACUGACCUUCCAGCCUGGUCCGCUGCCAUGGAUGCCGGCCUGGAGGCCAUGCAGAAGUAUGGAAAGGCUGCCCCAGGGGAUAGGACUAUGCUGGAUUCUCUGUGGGCAGCAGGACAGGAGCUCCAAGCCUGGAAGAGCCCAGGGGCUAAUCUCCAAAUCCUGAGCAAGGCAGUCAAGAGUGCAGAAGCCGCAGCCGAGGCCACCAGGAACAUGGAAGCUGGAGCUGGACGAGCCAGUUACAUCAGCUCCGCGCGCCUGGAUCAGCCAGACCCCGGGGCGGUGGCGGCCGCGGCCAUUCUCCGUGCUAUCCUGGAGGUCUUGCAGAGCCAGGAGGCAUGAAUGCCUCGCCGGGCCUCAGGGCCUCACUCACUGCUAUGCCCAGCCGCUGCUGUCACUUACUUGUACCUUAGAACUGUCGCCCUCCCACGCCUCUCGCCCUCGGGCCCUGUCUUCUGAGUUCAGUAGGAACUCCUCAACCAGCCUGCAGAAUUCCUCCACUGUAGAAACUGCAGGCCCAGAGUGGGUCACUGACCUUUCCCUCUUCAGGGAAGGGGGAGUCCUAGGGUCACCCGGCUCUGCCCCCAGCCAGUUCUGAGCUUCGAUGAUAAGGCUUUUCCCUAGGUGGCAGCACAAUGUUUAACUGGCAACUCUCAUUUGGUUUUAAGACUCCCUGUGAAAGGUCUUCUGCACCUGAACUGAGUGUGAAAAAGCAAGCCAAUAAACCACAUUGAAGCAAAAGA
Messenger RNA from Lagenorhynchus albirostris (white-beaked dolphin), 3284 nucleotides. It is a transcript of the gene TKFC, whose product is annotated as triokinase and FMN cyclase. Gene Ontology annotation, molecular function: glycerone kinase activity; ATP binding. NCBI's taxonomy places the organism in Eukaryota, Metazoa, Chordata, Mammalia, Artiodactyla, Delphinidae. Gene Ontology annotation, biological process: glycerol catabolic process. The record is from RefSeq and is a predicted model, not a curated record. The transcript has 19 exons. Gene Ontology annotation, cellular component: cytosol. Bases 1072 to 2883 code for a protein of 603 amino acids.